Molecule: messenger RNA, 1002 nt
Organism: Purpureocillium lilacinum
Lineage: Eukaryota; Fungi; Ascomycota; Sordariomycetes; Hypocreales; Ophiocordycipitaceae
Source: RefSeq, a predicted model, not a curated record
AUGGUGACGGGGCUCAAGAUCGCCACAGGCUUCUCCUCAUCAUCGACUCGGGAGAUGCAGAGCAAUCCCAAGCUGAAAAUCGGCGUCGACGCCACCCCCGCAGGCAUGUUCGUGCAGGGCGGCCCGAAGCUCGAUGUCACAGUGGCAGGGAAGGGGACCUUAGGCCUCGGCAGGUCGGCUAACAAGAUCAUCUUCGCCUAUCGCGUCAUCCGCAUCAAGAUGAAGUGGGAUGGCGAGGCCCAGUACAAGUCCAGGCCCGGCGGGAAGUAUGGAAUGAACGACAGCGACGAGAAUAGCGAUGACGACGAAUGGGGCAGUAGGAAGAAGGACUUGUGGGACCUAGAGCUAUUGGAUAACAAGGACAUUGCGAAGGAGUUCCCGAGCGCCGUGAAAAUAGAUAUAGAGGAGAACGAGGCCGAGGAUAGGCCUGCUGCGAUGUUCCGCGCCUUCAGCUACUUUCUCGAUCGAGAAACAUUAUGCAGUUCCCCGGUUUCUACGAGCUACCACUUGAAUAUUUACAUGGGGUUCAUACCACGUAAAGACAACCAACAACAGGACCGCAAGCCGGGCAAGGACUGCAAGGUCAGUAGUACGGGGCAUGACGACGACGUGCUCGUGCUCGAGACGUUUCCCCUCACGUUCAUUCGCGAAGCCGCCAGCAAGUUGGGGUCGUCCUUCUACUCGGCCCUGACGGACAUCAACGCCUACCGCAUGGAGAAGUUUGACACCUUGACCGGGUUCGGCGACUAUCAAGUCGGCAGCAUGAUGCCCUUCGCCAAGAACCACGGGUGGGUUUCCUCGGUGUAUGUGGCCGCUCCAGUGUCCCAGCUGAGGAGGACGGACCACGAGGCAGUGGCCGGCUGGGUGAUUCAGGAAAACGCUGGCGUGCGAAUUCGUUAUGCCGGCAUCCUGGCUUCGUCCGAGGACCCUCUGAAGAACGAGGAGGAUCCCAUCAACGCUCUCGUCACGACCAUAGGCAGAGAGAGGGAGGAGGGAAUUUGA